AUGGGGCGCGGGCGCAAGUUGAAAAAGGCGGCACAGCCGCUAUCAAAGAACACGCUUCGGGCGCUACACAUAAUUAUGGCUAUCGGUUUCAUCAGUGCAGUACCGCAAAUCCUAACCACGGUGAUGACAACCUGGAGAGAAGCAGAACCCAUCGAGUACAAGUACAUGUUUAGAGGCAGCGAACACUCCCUCUAUGUGGACUAUACUUACUACGGGUUGUACAAAGUGAUUUAUGAUGACAAGCAUGUGGAAACAUGGACUCAGCGAGUACAAAAUAUGCGAAGCAAAGGAAGUGAAGGAAUUCAAGUCGGGCGAAGCAGUGAGGCCGCUGGAAGUUUAUCCCUGUGGACAUCAGCAUGUCAGGAAGCUUGUCGAGAUGCUAUUAUCAGACGCAUAGAAGCCUAUGAAAGGGUUUCAUUCAUUUCGUUAAUUUUGCUGUGUGGAAUUGUUCUCUCCUGUACACUUAUCAUUCUAUGUAUUGGAUGGAAUAUACUUUUCUCGAAGAGUAUUCUUAUUUCGAUGGCUUGCUUUAUGUUGUCAUUUAUAAUAAACGGAGGUAUAGGCACCUACUGGUAUUACGAGACAGACCUUUCUUGGAACCUAGUUACGAAGGCUCAACAAUAUCCUUUUCCCAAAUGCUCCUACUGUUUCUAUAUUUUUAUGAUUACCACAGGGGUGUACGCCUUAUGUUUUUUUUUUCUCCUUAUGUUGGACUUGUACAAUAAGAACUCACAAAAGAAAUCGCACUUGGAUCAAAUGGCUCUACAAAACAGGAACGCCAUGAACGCCAAGAAUUUGUACCAACCGCUAUUCGAUGGACAAGCCAAUAUGAUGAUGUCGAGAAGUGCCAGUUAUACGAAUCUUAUGCCUUUCGGGAAAGGCUCCGAGAUGGGUUUUGGUCCCAUGGGCACCGGAUUGAUGGGUGCAGGACCCCCUGUUCCAAACUUUUUACAAUUUAAUAAAACUAAUUUAAACCAAUAUGGAGGAGUAAAUCAUAAUGGUUUCCCUGGAUUCAGAAAUAUGCCUCCUGGUAUGGGUAUGCCGAUGCCCCCUGGGAUGGCACCAGGGAUGAUCCCGGGGAUGAAUUCUUCCAUGCAAAAUAAUUUAAAUCCCAACUUUUUCCCGCAAAUGCCAAAGCAGUACUCCUACUCUGGCUCCCCAUCAUUCCAACAGAACCUCCCCAACUACAAUAUGUUUCAAGGCCAGAACACGCCAAACGUGUCCUCAGGCAUGUUUUCUCCGCGCCAGUAUUCCGGCGUAGAUUACGAUAAUAUAAACAACCCUUUCAGUGUGAACAAGCCCUUUAAGUUCUGA
This is a messenger RNA of Plasmodium knowlesi strain H, 1314 nucleotides long. RefSeq lists its product as uncharacterized. The record is from RefSeq and is a predicted model, not a curated record. Lineage: Eukaryota; Apicomplexa; Aconoidasida; Haemosporida; Plasmodiidae. Bases 1 to 1314 code for a protein of 437 amino acids. The transcript has a single exon.